AUGUAGAAAGAGUGUUCAAAAACGAUGACGGCAGCGGAGCUAAGCUGAACAAUUGUCUCCAAUUGUGAUGAGCCAGAGGCCACAGAGAGUAACCUAGACCCCAUCUCCUUACGUUGAGCGGGCAUGGCCCAAGCUCGAGGUCUCUGGAGGAUGAAUAUACUGACAUUCUGCCAAUGGAUCAGCAAUUUCUUCAGUCAGCAAGCUCGAACUCGACAAAGGACACUCACAAUCUGCGAACGGUGGGCAACGACUUGGAUCAGCAUGGCUCGAGCUCGAACGAGGAUCAAGACACUCACCUCCUGCGAACGCUCGAAUGAGGAUCAAGACACUCACAAUCUGCAAACGGUGGGCAACGAUUUGGAUCAGCAUGGCUCGAGAUCGAACGAGGAUCAAGACACUCACAGUCUGCGAACGGUGGGCAACGACUUGGAUCAGCAUGGCUCGAGCUCGAACGAGGAUCAAGACACUCACAGGCUGCAAACGGUGAGCAACAACUUCGAUCAGCAUGGUUCGAGCUUGAACGAGGAUCAAGACACUCACAGGCUGCAAACGGUGGGCAAUGACUUGGAUCAGCAUGGCUCGAGAUCGAACGAGGAUCAAGACACUCACCAACUGCGAAUGGUGGGCAACGAAUUGGAUCAGCAUGGCUCGAGCUUGAACGAGGAUCACUGCACUCACUCUCUGUCAACGAGCAAUGGCGUCGAUCAGCAUGGCUCAAGCUCGAAUGAGGAUAAAGACACUCACAUACUGCGAACGGUGGGCAAUGACUGGGAUCAGCAUAGCUCGAGCUCGAACGAGGAUCAAGACACUCACCAACUGCGAACGGUGGGCAACGAAUUGGAUCAGCAUGGCUCGAGCUCAAACGAGGAUCAACAAACAUACUGCCUGUAACAUAAAUGAGAGAAACCUAAUAUGUGGAAACCAGUUACACAAUCUCG
This is a messenger RNA of Suillus clintonianus, 938 nucleotides long. RefSeq lists its product as uncharacterized. The transcript is spliced from 9 exons. Lineage: Eukaryota; Fungi; Basidiomycota; Agaricomycetes; Boletales; Suillaceae. The record is from RefSeq and is a predicted model, not a curated record. The coding region runs from base 124 to 891 and encodes 255 amino acids.